Messenger RNA from Dothidotthia symphoricarpi CBS 119687, 336 nucleotides. RefSeq lists its product as uncharacterized. Bases 1 to 336 code for a protein of 111 amino acids. The transcript has 2 exons. The record is from RefSeq and is a predicted model, not a curated record. Lineage: Eukaryota; Fungi; Ascomycota; Dothideomycetes; Pleosporales; Dothidotthiaceae.
AUGCCACCUACGCACGAUGGCUCCUUCAGCAGCAAAACAUGGGACUCGAGCACUACCCUUGAGUUCAUAACGCUCAUGCUUGCUAUACCAGGUACUCUCGUUGCACUGGUAACAUUAUGGAUAGUGUUGUCUCAAAACUUUCGAGAACGCGUCCAUUACCUUGCACUCACAACCUUCCCAUACCAACAGCCACUCAUUCGCAGAAGGGGCACAGACCGCAGCGAUACUGAAUUCUACGAUGGAUUCCAGGAACGCUAUCGUGAGCUGCACGGCGAGGUGUCGUCAGAACGAGAACAAUGGGCGGAAGAGAUGACGGACCUUUCUAGCAGACGUUAA